This is a messenger RNA of Capronia coronata CBS 617.96, 729 nucleotides long. RefSeq names its product eukaryotic translation initiation factor 3 subunit K. The record is from RefSeq and is a predicted model, not a curated record. Gene Ontology annotation, biological process: regulation of translational initiation. Gene Ontology annotation, molecular function: translation initiation factor activity; ribosome binding. The transcript is spliced from 2 exons. Lineage: Eukaryota; Fungi; Ascomycota; Eurotiomycetes; Chaetothyriales; Herpotrichiellaceae. Gene Ontology annotation, cellular component: cytoplasm; eukaryotic translation initiation factor 3 complex. Bases 1 to 729 code for a protein of 242 amino acids.
AUGCCGCAAGCCUUCGACAAGUGCAAAGAGCGACCGGCGCACAUUGAGGAAAUCCUCAACGGCCUCAACCGAUACAACCCCGAGACGACGACGACAUUCCAAGAAUACGUCACCCAACAAUGCGAGGAGAAAUUUUUUGAUGCCUAUGCGUGUCUGGCACUGCUGAAGCUGUACCAAUUCAAUCCACAAUUACUGCACCCGGAAACGGUGACCAACAUCCUGGUCAAGGCGCUGACCGUGUUCCCUUCGCCCGCGUUUUCUCUCUGUCUCGCCCUCCUCCCUCCCUCGACGAUCCCCUACCAACCGGGAAACACGUCGGUGCCCACCACCGAUUUCACCGAAUCGAUACAAAAGCUCACCCGUCUGAACACGCUGCUCGAGUCGGCGCAGUACGAUGUGUUCUGGUCCACGCUCGAGUCCGAUGAUCUGUAUGCCGACCUCUACGCGGAUGUGGCGGGAUUCGAAGAUCUGGUGCGCAUCCGGAUUGCAGGCGAGGUGGGAAAGACGUUUCGCCAGAUCGACCUGGGCGUCCUCAGCGCGUGGCUCGAUCUGCGGGCAGAUCCCUUGGUCAAAUUCGCCCAGACCGCUUGUGGCUGGAGGGUGAAUGGCCAACAAGUCGAUAUUCCGGCGAACGCGGAGAACGAGGCCAAGAGCGAGGUAAAGGGCGAAAGAGUGGCCGUGGACAUGUUUGGCCGUGUGUUUAGGAGAGCCUACGAGGCACCUGCGUGA